Nyctereutes procyonoides (raccoon dog) is the source of this 2026-nucleotide messenger RNA. It is a transcript of the gene BAIAP2L2, whose product is annotated as BAR/IMD domain containing adaptor protein 2 like 2. Gene Ontology annotation, cellular component: cytosol; nucleoplasm. NCBI's taxonomy places the organism in Eukaryota, Metazoa, Chordata, Mammalia, Carnivora, Canidae. The record is from RefSeq and is a predicted model, not a curated record. The transcript has 14 exons. Bases 39 to 1613 code for a protein of 524 amino acids. Gene Ontology annotation, molecular function: protein binding. Gene Ontology annotation, biological process: actin crosslink formation; positive regulation of actin filament polymerization; actin filament bundle assembly.
CCCCAGCCUCCCCCAGCACCCGAGUUGCCGCCCACUCCAUGGCCCCCGAGAUGGACCAGUUCUACAGGUCCACCAUGGCCAUCUACAAGAGCAUCAUGGAGCAGUUUAACCCUGCCCUGGAGAACCUGGUGUACCUUGGAAACAACUACCUCCGGGCCUUCCAUGCUCUGUCCGAGGCAGCUGAGGUGUACUUCAAUGCCAUCCAGAAGAUUGGGGAGCAGGCCCUGCAGAGUUCCACCUCGCAGAUUCUGGGAGAGAUCCUAGUGCAGAUGUCAGAUACCCAGCGGCACCUGAACUCCGACCUGGAGGUGGUGGUGCAGACAUUCCAUGGAGACCUACUGCAGCACAUGGAGAAGAACACCAAGCUGGACAUGCAGUUCAUCAAAGACAGUCGCCAGCACUACGAGCUCGAAUACCACCACCGAGCCGCCAACCUGGAGAAGUGCAUGUCUGAGCUAUGGCGCAUGGAACGCAAGAGGGACAAGAAUGUGCGGGAGAUGAAGGAGAGCGUGAACCGGCUGCACGCACAGAUGCAGGCCUUCAUGUCUGAGAGUCAGCGGGCAGCUGAACUGGAAGAGAAGCGGCGCUAUCGUUUCCUGGCUGAGAAGCAUCUGCUGCUUUCCAACACCUUCCUGCAUUUUUUUGGCCGGGCCCGGGGCGUGCUCCAGAACCGCGUGCUGCUGUGGAAGGAGCAGUCGGAGGCCAGCCGCAGCCCGUCGCGCGCCCACUCCCCGGGCCUGCUGGGGCCCGUGCUGGGGCCGCCCUACCCCUCGGGCCGCCUGACGCCCACCCGCCCGGACAUGCCCCAGAGGCCCCUGGCGGAGUUCAGCUCCCCGCGCAGCCGGCACGGCUCCGGCUCCUACGGCGCCCCCGAGCCCGCCGAGCCGCGGGCCGCGACGCAGCUGCCCCGGACGCCGUCGGCCUCCUCGCUCUACGCCGGCGGCGCCCGCUGCUCGCGCUCCGACUCCCUCGGCGAGCGCCCGGGCGGGGGCGGCGGCGGCGGCGGCGGCGGCGGCGGCGCCAGGAGGGUCCGCGCCCUCGUCUCCCACUCGGAGGGCGCCAACCACACGCUGCUGCGCUUCUCGGCCGGAGACGUCGUGGAGGUGCUGGUGCAGGAGGCCCAGAACGGCUGGCUCUACGGCAAGCUGGAGGGCUCGUCCGCGAGCGGCUGGUUCCCUGAGGCCUAUGUGAAACCUUUGGAGGAGAUGCCCAUGAGUCCCAUGAAUGCCUUGAGCCCAGUGACCUCCAUGAACCCAAUGAGCCCUAUGAAUGAGCUACCUUCCAGAUCCUACCCGCUCCGGGGCAGCCACAGCCUUGAUGACCUCCUGGGCCGGCCGGGCAACUCCACAGCACCCUCAGAGUACUGGGAUGGCCAGCCCCGGUCCCGAACCCCGAGCCGCAUCCCCAGCCGCGCCCCCAGCCCCGCGCCUCCACCCUUGCCCAGCAGCCGGCGAAGCAGCAUGGGCAGCACGGGGGUGGCCAGUGACGUCAAGAAACUCAUGUCCUGGGAGCAGCAACCCCCAGAGCUCUUCCCUCGGGGCACCAACCCCUUUGCCACCGUAAAGCUGCGUCCUACUGUCACCAACGACCGCUCAGCGCCCCUCAUCCGCUGAGGUGCCUCCGUCCAUCAGGGGUCUGAGGUCGUACCCCCACGCCUGCCCAGGGGCUGCCCAGAGCUGGCGGCAGCGGCAGCAGCAGCAGCAGUGGAUCCAGGGAGCCGGGGUCCUGAUACUGGGGAUACUGGGGGUGGCUGCCCUUCCCCAAACCAUGCCCUCAGCUUGAGCAGCUCCCAGGGGACUGGCCUGGGGUCUGGGGCCGUCAGAAUAAAGCAGGCAGCAUUGGGGGGCGGGAUCAUUUCUUCCCCCAACGAGGGCCCUAGAACUCUCCCUGGGGGCCUCCCUUGUGCACCCCAACCCUUCCCCGCCCCAUGAGGGAGGAGCCCCCACACCCCUCCUUCCCCACCCUAUGUAUGUCCUCCUGUUGGACUUUUGUAAACAGUGAGAAAUAAAAGCAGGUGGACACAGCA